Molecule: messenger RNA, 2405 nt
Organism: Bradysia coprophila
Lineage: Eukaryota; Metazoa; Arthropoda; Insecta; Diptera; Sciaridae
Gene: sax
Product: type I BMP receptor saxophone
Biological process (GO): cell surface receptor protein serine/threonine kinase signaling pathway; protein phosphorylation; cellular response to growth factor stimulus
Cellular component (GO): BMP receptor complex; plasma membrane
Molecular function (GO): transmembrane receptor protein serine/threonine kinase activity; metal ion binding; ATP binding
Source: RefSeq, a predicted model, not a curated record
CCUAUCGUCCAUAUUGUUUUACCCAGACACACGCUACCUGUCAUUAAAUCUAAAAACUAAAAAAUAAUAUUGAUAGAGAGGAAGCGACAAAAUGUUAUUAAAAUAUUUGCUUUGGCUUUUCUUUAUUAAUUACUGCAAAGGUGAAAUAAAUGGAAGGCUCCUCGAUGAAAACGAAGAAAAUAUGGAUCUCGAUUCGUCGCAUGAUCAUCCAUCGAUAGGACGGGAUCUGAAUCUGGCACAGAAUUCAAUUCAUCAAUCACAUCCCAGGAGACAUUCGAAAUCGAAUCGGAGAAUUAAAAAGAGGUAUAAAUGUCAUUCAUGCGAGCCACCAGAUUGCCGAAAUUCCGUCAGUGGAAUGCAUAUGUGCCAGAAUGCAAUCCAGUGCUGGAAAUCGAGAGUCCGUGAUGCCUAUGGUGUGGAACGAGUUUCCAGAGGAUGUACAGUGUCGCACGAUCAUUUGCUGCUGGUUUGUAAUCAAAACAGUAACAACAACAUUGGUGGACCACGAAAACGACAUACCUACGGACAGUACAACAUCGAAUGCUGUACUGGUGACUAUUGUAACAGCGGAAGCUUCCCCGAACUGCCACCGAUCAUUUAUACAAACGAAAUCGACACAUCAAGCGGCUACUUUCUUAAAUUAUCGUUUGCCAUAUUCGGACCCGUCUUUAUCAUUGGCGGCCUAGCCGUUUUGGUUAUCAUUUUUAUGCGAAAAAAUCAUCAAAAACGAUUGCUAGCUACCCGAAGCAAACAGGAUCCUGAUACAUACUAUGGAAGUGACGAUUUUAGAGCGACAAGUGCUGGCGACAGUACACUAAGGGAAGUGUUCCAACAUUCUGUGACAUCUGGUUCGGGUGGUGGUCUGCCGCUAUUGAUUCAACGAACGCUUUCGAAACAAGUUUCGUUGGUGGAAUGCAUAGGUAAAGGACGUUACGGCGAAGUGUGGAAAGGCGUCUGGCAUGGUGAGCAUGUCGCCGUGAAAAUAUUUUUUACGCGUGACGAACAAUCGUGGAAGAGAGAAACUGAAAUUUACAGUACGGUUCUGUUGCGCCAUGAAAACAUUUUGGGCUAUGUCGGAUCCGAUAUGACGUCCCGGAAUUCGUGCACACAGCUCUGGUUGUUAACGCAUUUCUAUCCACUGGGUUCAUUGUUCGAUCAUUUGAAUCGUACCGCCUUGAGCCAUUACGAUAUGGUGAACAUUUGCCUGUCGAUAGCAAAUGGUUUGGUGCAUCUGCAUACGGAAAUACACGGUACGGAGGGUAAGCCAGCUAUAGCGCAUCGCGAUUUAAAAUCAAAAAAUAUUUUGGUCCGAAUCAACGGCACUUGCGUCAUUGCUGAUUUUGGUUUGGCUGUGCUGCAUACUCAAUCGACCGGAAAAAUUGAUCUGGGUACGAAUCCGAAGGUCGGAACGAAACGGUAUAUGGCACCGGAAGUGUUAGAUGAAUCCAUAAAUUUGGAAUGCUUUGAAGCGCUCCGUCGCGCAGACAUCUAUGCCUUAGGUCUAAUAUUUUGGGAAGUGUGCCGCCGUACCGUAUCGUCUGGUAUCGCCGAAGAGUAUAAGAUUCCGUAUUACGAUGUUGUACCAUCUGAUCCGAGCUUUGAAGAUAUGCGCAAAGUCGUCUGUACCGAUAACUACAGACCGUCGAUACCGAACCGGUGGAGUUCAGAUCAGAUUUUAUCUGGCAUGGCCAAAUUGAUGCGAGAAUGUUGGCACCAAAAUCCGAAUGUAAGACUGUCCGUAUUAAGAAUCAAGAAAACAAUACAAAAACUGUCCGCUUCCGAUCACAAAGUGCAGUUAAUCUACGAUGAUGAGGUUUGUGUUUGAAAUUCAGUUUGUUUUUCAAUUUUUUGUUUCAAAUUCUUAUUGGAUAGCAAAUCACGGCCGAUUCUUUACAUUUUUAAAAGUUUAAUUAUUUUUCUUUUUAAAUUUUAAUCCAAUUGAGACUUAUAUCGUGAGAAUUAAAUAUUUCAAUUUUUACAAAAAAAAUAUUAUUUUAAGAGACACACAACUGAUUACGUUGUUUGUGUGUAUCGAAAAGAUUGAAGAAGGAUAAUAUUGUGAACGUUUUGAAAUAUGUGACCCCAUACUCAUCGUAUUGUAUAAACAAACAAACAAACAAACUAAGAGCAACGGAAGUAUUCAUCAUCACACAUUAUAAUUGUUUUGGCAAAGACCAGAGUAAAUCUUUGAUGAAAUUACUAUUUUAUUACGUAAAUAUAAUUGAUGACUAACGCUAUGUCUGUUCGCAGACGAUUUAGAAGAGAAAGUAACCAUUCACUAGGGAUCGUUGAUGCAAUUGAAACAUAUUUUAUAGAAUCAAUGAAAGUACCAAAUGAUUGUAGGACCUUGGGGAGCAUCAACGGAAAAACCUAUUGACAGAGUCAGGGCUUGUUUUAAAGAAUUC